Messenger RNA from Sphenostylis stenocarpa, 759 nucleotides. The record is from the annotation of a GenBank genome assembly. NCBI's taxonomy places the organism in Eukaryota, Viridiplantae, Streptophyta, Magnoliopsida, Fabales, Fabaceae.
AUGGUUGAAAACCUAGAAGAUGAGAAAAUUAAUAAACUGCUGCUGAAGUUGGCAGAUGCAAAAGUUUUGGUGAGAGGGAUUCCAGAAAAUAUUGUUGUUGGCUCUCAUGUUUGGGUUGGAGAUCCAGAACUAGUUUGGAUUGAUGGACAAGUACUGAAUAUCAACGGAGAAGAAGCUGAAAUUCAAACUAGCAAUGAGAAGAAGGUUCUUUCCCGUUUGUCAAAAUUAUAUCCCAAGGAUGUGGAUGCGCCUACUGAAGGAGUUGAUGACAUGACCAAGCUUGCUUAUUUGAAUGAGCCAGGAGUGCUGCAUAAUUUGGAAACUAGAUACAUGAUGAAUGAAAUAUAUACAUAUACCGGAAAUAUUCUCAUUGCAAUCAAUCCCUUCCAAAGUCUUUCACAUCUGUAUGAUACUAAUGUGAUGCAAAGAUACAAGGGAGCAAUGUCCGGAGAGUUGAGCCCACAUGUUUUUGCAAUUGCUGAAGCAGCAUAUAGGGAAAUGAUUAAUGAGGAUAAAAGCAACUCUAUUCUUGUUAGUGGUGAGAGUGGUGCUGGCAAGACGGAAACCACCAAAAUGCUUAUGCAGUACCUGGCAUAUUUGGGUGGUCACACUGCAUCCGAAGGACGAACUGUCGAAAAACAAGUUCUAGAAGUGGUACGGUUGAAGCAUGAGACAACUUUGGAGGGUGAAAGUGCUCCAAAAUUUAUGGGAGAGGAAGUGGUAAUGCAAUUGGGAUGGAGUUAUCAAGCUCGAGGGUAA